ACUAAACACCUCCUAAAAUGAUGCUUCACAAAUGGUGUCAGAAUUGCAUGGAUAAGUACAAGAUAGCUCCAUAGCGCUCUACGACGGCGUCGCUUCUUCCUUCCGGCCGGCCGGCCACCAUGUCGUCGUCGUCGGCGGCGGCGGCGCCAGCGCCAGCCCACGCCGUGUUCUUCCCGUUCCCGGUGCAGGGCCACGUCGCUCUGGCGCUGCACCUGGCUAAGCUCCUCCACGCCAGGGACGGCGUCCGCGUCACCUUCGUCCACUCCGAGCGCAACCGCCGCCGCGUGCUCCGCUCGCGCGGCGCCACCGCGCUCGACGGCGCCCCGGGGUUCCGCUUCGCCGCCGUUCCCGACGGCCUGCCGUUAGACGGGGACGCCGACGCUCCCCCCGGCAUGCUCCCCCUGCUCGUCGCCAUAAGGUCAACCGUGCCGCACUUCAAGAACGUGCUCGACGACGCCGCCGCCUCCGGUGACCCGGCCACCUGCGUCGUCUCCGACAUGGACCACAUCUUGCUCGCCGCCAGGGACAUGGGCCUUCCGACGGUGGUGCCCUGGGUGCCCAGCGCCUGCGGCCUCCUGUCGUCCCUGCACUACCAGCAGCUCAUCGACCGAGGCCUUCUUCCUCUCAAAGAUGCUGAGCAGCUGAGCAAUGGCCACCUCGACAGCACGGUGGUCGACUGGGUGCCGGGGUUGCCGGCGGACAUGCGCCUGCGCGACUUCGGCAGCUUCAUCCGCACGACGGACCCCGACGACGCCGUGCUUGCCAUGUACGUGUCCUACAUGGAGUGCCUCCGGACCACGCCGUCCGCCGUCGUCCUCAACACGUUCGACGAGCUGGAAGGCGAGGUCGUCGCCGCCCUGUCGCGCCUCCUGCCGCCGGUCUACACGGUCGGGCCGAUCCCGCGGCUCGCCGCCGCGCACGUCGCCGGACGCGGCCCGGUCGACGCGCUGGGGGCGAGCCUCUGGCCGGAGGACAGCCGCUGCCUCGAGUGGCUCCGGGGCAAGCCGCCUCGCUCCGUCCUGUACGUCAACUUCGGCAGCAUCGUCGUCGUGACGAGGGAGCAGCUAGUGGAGCUCGCGUGGGGCCUCGCCGCAAGCGGCCACCAGUUUCUCUGGGUGAUUCGAGACGACCAAGCCAAGAACGGCGGCGGCGGCGACCCAGCCGACAUGUUCCCGCCGGAGUUCGCGGAGGCGGCCGCCAAGGGCCGGUGCUACCUGACGAGGUGGUGCCCCCAGGAGGCGGUGCUCCAGCACGACGCCAUCGGGGCGUUCCUGACGCACUGCGGGUGGAACUCCAUGCUCGACGGCAUCUGCAACGGCGUGCCGAUGCUGUGCUACCCGCUCGGCGCGGACCAGGAGACGAACUGCCGGUACGCUCGCACGGAGUGGCGCAUCGGCGCGGAGGUCGGCGAGAGCAUAGAGCGGGAAGCGGUGGCGAGGAUGGUGAGGGAGGUGAUGGGAGAAGAUCGUGGGAAGGAGAUGAGGCGGCGCGCCAUGGAGUGGAAGGAGAAGGUGGCCAUGGCGGUAGCACCUGGUGGUAGUUCAUGGGUCAACUUGGAAAAGUUGGUCAAGGAGAUGUUUCUCUCCACAGAUUAAUAUUAAUAUAUGCAUCAUAUGUGUUUAGUACUACAUUGUUGCGAGAUUUAUAAGCCCUCACCACUUCUAUGUCAUUGGAUUGAUCGGGGCGAGUGUUUUACGAGAAAAGACGAAUGCUAUAUUUAUAAACAAAAAAUAAUUUAUGAAUAAAAAGAAAAUCUUGAU
Oryza brachyantha (malo sina) is the source of this 1760-nucleotide messenger RNA. RefSeq names its product (R)-mandelonitrile beta-glucosyltransferase-like. Gene Ontology annotation, molecular function: UDP-glycosyltransferase activity. The record is from RefSeq and is a predicted model, not a curated record. The transcript is spliced from 2 exons. Lineage: Eukaryota; Viridiplantae; Streptophyta; Magnoliopsida; Poales; Poaceae. Bases 120 to 1595 code for a protein of 491 amino acids.